CGCGCCGUGGAGCGGGACGGGCACUGGCCAUGGAUCGGAUAGCGGGCAAGGACCUCGCCCUGGCGCCGCUGCAGGACUGGGGCGAGGAGACCGAGGAAGGAGCGGUGUUCAGCGUGUCCUUACGUCGGCAGCUCAGUCAGCGCUCGAGCCCGAGGGAAGGGCCUGGGGGCAGCCAGGCCUCCAGUCCCGCUGCGGACGCCUUCCUCCAUUACCGCACCAGCAAGGUGCGGGCGCUGAGGGCCGCGAGGCUGGAGCGGCUGGUGGGGGAAUUGGUGUCUGGAGACCACGAGCAGGACCCGGGCUUCGUGCCUGCCUUCCUGGCCACCCACAGGGCCUUUGUAUCCACUGCCCGUGUGCUGGGCCUUCUCCUGCCACCACCGCCACCGCCCCUGCCUCCAGGGACAGAGAUCAAGAAGACAGAGGCAGGAGGUCUGCCCGUCAACAAGAACUUAAGGGCUGUGGUGUCCGUGCUGGGCUCCUGGCUGCGGGAUCACCCUCAGGAUUUCCGGGCUCCCCCUGCCCACUCGGACCUAGGCAGCGUCUGCACCUUUCUGGGCUGGGCGGCCCCAGCAGGGCCCGAGGCCCAGGAGGCAGAGAAGCUACUGGGAGAUUUCCUGGAAGAGGACGAGCGAAAGCAGGAAGACGAGGAGCAGCCUGAGGCGUGGACAGUACCUCCUGGAGCUACCCAGACCCCACGCCCAGACUCCCCAGAAGGCUGCUGGGAAGAGGAGGAAGCAGUGGCGCGGGAAGGCCCUGAGCUCCUAGACUUCAGUGUAGACGAAGUGGCCGAGCAGCUGACCCUGAUGGAUGUGGAGCUCUUUUCUCGGGUGCGGCCCUGCGAGUGCCUGGGCUCCGUGUGGUCACAGCGAGACCGUCCAGGGGCCGCAGGCACUGCCCCCACUGUGCGCGCCACUGUGACCCAGUUCAACAUGGUGAUCGGUUGCGUGCUGGGCUCCGUGCUCGGAGCGCAGGGCCUGGCGGCCCCACAGAGGGCGCAGCGGCUGGAGAAGUGGAUCCGCAUCGCCCAGCGCUGCCGCGAACUGCGGAACUUCUCCUCCCUGCGCGCCAUACUGUCAGCCCUGCAGUCUAACCCCAUCUACCGCCUCAAGCGGAGCUGGGGCGCCGUUAGCCGGGAACGGUUAUCCACUUUCAGAAAACUCUCGCAGAUUUUCUCCGAUGAGAACAACCACCUCAGCAGUAGAGAGAUUCUUUCCCAGGAGGAGGCCACCGAGGGCCCCCAAGAGGAGGACCCCCUCCCAGGAAGCCCGCCCCCAAAACUGCCCCCAGGCCCUGUCCCUUACCUUGGCACCUUUCUCACGGACCUGGUUAUGCUGGACACAGCCCUGCCGGACGUGCUGGAGGGGGAUCUUAUCAACUUUGAGAAGAGGAGGAAGGAGUGGGAGAUCCUGGCCCACAUCCAGCAGCUGCAGAAGCGCUGUCGGAACUACUGCCUGAGUCCCCGCGCACCCAUCCUGGUGGCCCUGCGUGCCCAGCGCCAGCUCAGCGAGGAGCAGAGCUACCAUGUCUCCCGUGUCAUUGAGCCGCCAGCUGCCUCCUGCCCCAGCUCCCCACACAUCCGACGGCGCCUCAGCCUCACCAAGCGCCUCAGUGCAAAGCUGUCCCGAGAGAAGGGCUCAUCCCCUGGUGGGAGUCCUGGGGACCCCUCGUCCCCCACCUCCAGUCUUUCCCCAGGGUCCCCGCCAUCUAGUCCUAGAACCAGAGACCCUCCUCCUGGCAGCCCCCCGGCCUCUCCAGGGCCCCAGAGCCCCACCACCAAGCUGCCCCUGAGCCCGGACCUGGCAGGCCCCCGGCCCUUGGCUUUGCCUCUGAGCGGCUCUCACAUCUCCUUACCGGGGCAGCAGGGAUCAGAGGCUCGAGUCAUCCGCGUCAGCAUUGACAAUGACCACGGGAACCUGUAUCGGAGCAUCUUGCUCACCAGUCAGGACAAGGCCCCCAGCGUGGUGCAGCGAGCCCUGCAAAAGCACAAUGUGGCCGAGCCCUGGGCCCGUGACUACCAGCUUUUCCAAGUCCUUCCGGGGGACAGGGAGCUGCCGAUUCCUGACAACGCCAAUGUCUUCUAUGCAAUGAGUCCAGCCGCCCCUAGAGACUUUGUGCUGCGGCGGAAGGACGGGGCCCGGCACACAGCUACCAUCUCCUCGACCUGAGGGGGCCCUCUUCUCCCUCUAGGGGCCUGGUCCCUGCCACCAUGGAUGUGGGAGAGGCCUCCUCUCCCAGAAAAGUCCCAUUGCCCCAUAGAGCCAUUGUGCUCUGUACCGUGUGACCCCCACCCCCCACCCCCAACUUCAUCGAAUGCCAUCUCUCUGACACUCCUGAUACUUGAUCCUUAUUCCAAAGCCAUCAGCCCAUGAGUGGCCGGAUGAAGAGUUUCAUCCCAUAAACAUAGAAGGCAGGUGGGGCACGGAUCGGGGCAGGGGGGUCAGACCCUUCCCCAGAGAAAUCUGACAACCGGGGUCGGGGGGGGGGGGGGAGACGGAAGUGGAUGAAAACAGUGCCCAAGGUUAUGAAACAGGAGAUGGGUCUUGUCUGUUCUAUGCCUCGUGUUCUCUCUUGAUCAAGAUCAAAAUUAAAAAACAAAAACUGAA
This is a messenger RNA of Lynx canadensis (Canada lynx), 2603 nucleotides long. It is a transcript of the gene RGL3, whose product is annotated as ral guanine nucleotide dissociation stimulator like 3. Bases 30 to 2165 code for a protein of 711 amino acids. Gene Ontology annotation, biological process: positive regulation of GTPase activity; Ras protein signal transduction. Gene Ontology annotation, cellular component: plasma membrane. The transcript has 19 exons. Gene Ontology annotation, molecular function: guanyl-nucleotide exchange factor activity. Lineage: Eukaryota; Metazoa; Chordata; Mammalia; Carnivora; Felidae. The record is from RefSeq and is a predicted model, not a curated record.